UUUACAGUGCGCAGGUUAGAUCGCAUCUCUGUAGAGUUUGAAUGGAAACAUCAGCGCUUGAAUUUUCACAUCACCUGUUAAGAAAAGCAUCCUGACUGUACGUGUGAGCACCAAUGGACAUCCUGAAGUCUUUAGGACACCCGGAAGAGAUCUACAAUCUCUGUAAAUACAAAAUAGGAGGCUACCGUUCUGUAAUGCCAAAAUUGGAUUAUGACUCCAUGAGCGAAACCCUGCGGACCUGCUACGUGUAUCUGAACCAGACGAGCCGGAGCUUCGCGGCGGUGAUUCAGGCCCUUGACGGGGAACUACGGCAUGCGGUGUGUAUAUUCUACCUGGUUCUGCGGGCUCUAGACACAGUUGAAGAUGACAUGACGAUCCCGCUGGAGAAGAAGGUCCCGUUACUGCAUGACUUUCACAUGUUCCUCUAUCAGCCGGAGUGGUGCUUCACCAAGAGCAGAGAGAAAGACAGACAGGUCCUGGAGGAUUUUCCCACGAUUUCAGUGGAGUUCAGGAAUUUAGGCCAGCAGUAUCGGGAUGUCAUUUCAGAUAUUUGUCACCAGAUGGGUGUUGGGAUGGCAGAAUUCCUGGAGAAGAAAGUUGGAUCCAUGAAUGAGUGGGACAAGUACUGUCAUUACGUGGCAGGUCUGGUUGGGAUCGGACUGUCCCGUCUGUUCUCAGCGUCUCAGCUGGAAGAUCCCGAGGUGGGUCGGGACACAGAACUGGCGAACUCCAUGGGUCUGUUUCUUCAGAAGACCAACAUCAUCAGAGAUUACCUGGAGGACCAGCAGGAGGGACGAGCCUUCUGGCCACAGGAGGCCUGGAGUCAGUUUGCAUCUCGUCUGGAAGAUUUCACUCAGCCACAAAAUUUGAGCUCUGCCCUCUCCUGUCUCAAUCUGCUGGUGACAGACGCCCUCCAUCAUGUCCCUGAUGUCAUCACGUAUCUGUCCCAUCUCCGCAACCAGAGCGUCUUCAAUUUCUGUGCCAUCCCGCAGGUGAUGGCGAUAGCAACUCUUUCAGCAUGCUAUAACAACCCUCACGUGUUCCAGGGCGUGGUGAAGAUCCGUAAAGGUCAGGCGGUCACGCUCAUGAUGCAGGCCACAAACAUGAGCGCUGUUCAGAGUAUAAUUGCACAGUACAGUCAGGAGAUCCUGCAGAAAGUUUCCGUCACGGAUCCGUCACAGGAAAAGACGCUGUGUAUCUUGAGUCUGAUCCGUGAGAAGAGUCUUUCUCCAGCCAUGCUGUCGUCCCGAGCGCAUCAUCUCUCUCCGGUCUAUGUGUCAGCCGUGAUGCUGUUAGCGGCUCUCAGCUGGCAGUACCUCAACGCCACGGCCGGACAGCCACCAGGGGGCGCCGAUAUGCAGAGACACUGAGACUGUACCUGAAUUUACCUGAAUUUAGUUCAGCACUGCUGGGUCACACGGACACAGAACGCCCUACAACCGCCCGGGCAACUGCAGCUGUCAGGCGAAUCUUAAAAAGGGAUUGUGGCGGUAUUUUUAGUUUUUUUCUAAUUGAGUAAAUCUCACAGAAACAUGUCUGGGUUAUA
Messenger RNA from Myxocyprinus asiaticus (Chinese sucker), 1546 nucleotides. RefSeq names its product squalene synthase-like. The transcript has 8 exons. NCBI's taxonomy places the organism in Eukaryota, Metazoa, Chordata, Actinopteri, Cypriniformes, Catostomidae. The record is from RefSeq and is a predicted model, not a curated record. Gene Ontology annotation, cellular component: endoplasmic reticulum membrane. Gene Ontology annotation, biological process: cholesterol biosynthetic process; farnesyl diphosphate metabolic process. Gene Ontology annotation, molecular function: squalene synthase [NAD(P)H] activity. The coding region runs from base 114 to 1370 and encodes 418 amino acids.